Molecule: messenger RNA, 1342 nt
Organism: Moneuplotes crassus
Lineage: Eukaryota; Ciliophora; Spirotrichea; Euplotida; Euplotidae
Source: the annotation of a GenBank genome assembly
UUAUAUAAAUGAAAAUUAAUAUUCUUCCCAUCCUAUUCAUAUCCUUAUGGCUAGGAUUUGCUACUGCAAAGUACUCAAACAUUGAGUUGGUUAAAGAUCUUGCUAUUGGCUCCUUCAGAGUAGUUUCCGGGCUUAUAGAAGAUCUUUAUUACAAAACUCCUGAGCUUACAGAUGAUGCUUACAAAUCUCCUGCAGAGUUUUAUCAAAGUUAUGGAUACAGAUUUGAACAACAUAAAAUUGUAACUGAAGAUGGAUAUAUUCUUAGUGCAUGGAGAGUACCUGGGAAAUUAACAGAGUCAUUCAAAGAUAUCUCUGGGAAACCUGCAGUCAUGCUUCAGCAUGGACUUCUUGAUAAUAGUGGUACUUUUACUGUAGGCUUUUCCAACCAAAGUCUUCCAAUACUUUUAUGUAAUGAAGGCUACGACGUUUGGAUUACUAAUACAAGAGGAAAUUUUAAUUCUUUUGAGCAUACAAAUCCAAAGGAGUAUUCUGUGUUUGAUAUGCACAGCAAAUAUUGGAAUUUCACCUUUGAUAGCAUGGGCUAUUAUGAUCUUCCUUCUAACAUUGACUAUAUCCUUGACUAUACAGAAAACAAAAAGCUUACCUACAUUGGCCAUUCACAAGGAACAAUCCAAUUCUUUGCUGGAAACUCUAUUAAGAACAUUGCUUCUAAGGUAGACGCUUUCGUUGGCUUAGGGCCUGUUAUGUACGUUGAGAAUCAGAGAUCUCCCAUCAUAACUCUCCUUAAAGUAUCAGGAGUUAGUACUCUUUUAAAAUGGCUAGAUUUCAAUAACCUCUUGAUAUGGCCAACAAUUGUCAAUGUUAGUUUGAAAUCUAUUGUGAGGCCUCUCAGAAAAACUGUUUUUAGAUUUAUUCAAAUGAUUGUUGGUUUAAAGAAAGAGGUAUCGGUAGACCUCAGCAGAAUGCCUGUAAUGGGAAGACAUGAGCCUGGAGGCACAAACCUACAGAAUAUGAUGCAUUGGCUUCAGAUGGUUGUCACAGGUAAUUUUGCCAGAUACGAUUAUGGUAAAGAAGAAAAUCUUAGAGUUUAUGGUCAAGAAGAUUCUCCUCUUUAUGAUAUCGAAGUUUUAAAGGAGAAUAUUAAGGAUCUCGAUAUGUUCUUGGUCAGAGGUAGCAUUGAUGUAUUUGUAGCACAAGAAGAUUUUGAUAAGCUCCUCGAUGUUCUCGCCUUUAAAUUAGGUACAACUUUGAGCUACAAGGUGGUUAAAGAUUACGACCACCUUGAUUACAUUUGGGCUGACAGCUCUUAUGAAGAGGUUGCAUUACCAGUUUUGGAGUUCUUAAGAAACAAAAGAGCUAAUCAAUAAUUUCAACUGCAUCA